Molecule: messenger RNA, 1371 nt
Organism: Drosophila willistoni
Lineage: Eukaryota; Metazoa; Arthropoda; Insecta; Diptera; Drosophilidae
Product: tudor domain-containing protein 5-like
Exons: 5
Coding region: 85-1347 (420 amino acids)
Biological process (GO): spermatogenesis
Source: RefSeq, a predicted model, not a curated record
UGACAACGAUAAACUUUUAAUUUCUCUUUCUCAACAUCGUGUGCACAUGCGUCGUAAAAUUUUUGGCUUUAUCCGAUUUGCAUAAUGAGUGGAAAUAACACAGCCAAUAUUAAUUCAUCAUUUGUCCAAGAUGAGGAAUCCCAGAAAUUUGAUAGUGAUGAUGAUGGCGAAAGUGGCAUUGCAUCUGGCACGAAUCCUUUUACCGAUGAGUCAAGUGAGCACGUGCUAAAUCUAUCUUCUGACCAAGAGGAGGACGAUAAAUCUGAUCCUGAGCAGAAGAUGAAUGCAUUUCUCUUUCGCCUGCAAUCACGUAUGGCGGUUCCUGAUUAUGCUCUGACAGAUGCCGUCUUUUGUGUGGACAAACCUCAGUGUUCCAUAUCUCUGGGCGAAAAUCUGCCAACCAUGGAUCUAAAGGAACAUUGCGCUGAAAAUGCUUUGAUCAAAAUCCGAGUAACAGAGGUUUAUAGCCCAUUUCAGUUUUGGUUCCAAUUGAUACAGGAUGAGAAUUAUCUGAAUUCAGUGAACCUUAAUUUAAACAGUUUCUACAACGGUUCUCUUAAGGAUAUAGAGAGCUAUUUUAAUCAUUUACCCAACUAUUUUAUUCAACCUGGCUACAUUUGUGUGGCCCGUGAUCCUUUGUCAAGAUCUUGGCGUCGUGCUCGAAUUGUGUCCAAACCUUUAACGCCGGAUGAGAAUAUCAUGAUUUAUUAUGUGGACUAUGGAUCUGGUGGAGAAGUGCCACGCACAGAUCUGCGUUUCCUUUCACGAUUAUUUGCUGGAAUACCAUCAUUAGCUCUCCGUGGUUGCCUUUCCCAUAUACAUCCGUUGGGUCCUCAUUGGCCAGUGGAGAGCAUUGAGGAAUUCAAGGACAUUGUGUUGGAUCGUGAAGUGUAUGCUAGUGUGACGGAAUGCGAUCACAACGAUAAAGUUGUAUUCCUUAGACUCUCCUAUAACAAGGAUAUUAAGCCUUCAAUCAAUCGGCUAAUGGUUGAAGCAGAUUUGGCUGGCAAAAGUGAGCAUUAUAGCGAUCGUUUGCGAGAAUUCAAUUGUGGGAGACGUCUGCGAUAUCUACGAGAACGUUUGCCAAGCUUUGACAUGCUCGAAAAUCGUGCCUUUCCCAUGGGAGAUGAGAAAUUCGAAGAAGAGUUUGAUCAUCUAAUUGGUUCACCAUCUUUUUAUAAGGAUUUCGAGGUGCCCCAUUUGAAGAAUCCAUUCUUGUUUAGCCUUCAAAAGGCUCUCGAAGACUGGAUGGUCCCGUAUAAGAAGGAAGAAAUCGUUUGGAGAAACUUGUAUAAAGAAGCUAAUCAGAAAUUGGAAGAAUCUUUUAAAAAGAAAUGCUUAGUAUAAAUUGAAAUAUACACCUUGGACUUU